AUGAAGUUCGCGAAUAUCUUGGCAGUUGCCGGUGCAGCUGGUGCCUACACCGUCACCAUCGUUGACAAAUUCAUGUACAAGAAUAUCGAUCCUGUGGUUAUACCCGGCCAGUAUGCUAGCCACAUGCACACAUUUUUCGGUUCUGAUGCUGUGACAUUGAACACAACCACCUCCAAAGAGUUGCAAGCGGGCUGUGCCACAGCGGUCAACCCCAACGACUACUCGUCUUACUGGGUUCCUACCCUUUUUUACAAAAACGAAACCGCCACUGCCCCCGUUCCCAUCAGUCGAUUCAGUGCCUACUACGUUGCAAUCGAAAAGGCAGAAGUCGCCAUUCCACAAGACUACAAGGCUGUCGUCGGCAACGCCUCCGCAAAGUCCGAAGCUGAUACCGAGCCUCUAGCGGGCAUCCAAUGGUUCUGCGAGGGUGGCUCCAGCGCAGGGAAGGACGUCAAUGGUUUUCCGUCCAAGACCUGCAACACCCAUCUGCAGACGAUCCUCCUGUUCCACGACUGUGUCAACCAAGAGACACUCGAAUCCACAUACUCUGGAACCCAACACUGGACCGCCACCAGCAAGCCUGCCAACCGCUGCCCUCUUGAUAUGAAGAGGAUGCCCCAACUGCGCUUCAGCAUCCGCUAUGAUCUUCGCAAGGCUUUGCCUGACGGCUGGGAGGGAACCGCCCCUCUGGAACUGGCUUGCGGCCCCGCCUAUUGCACCCACGGCGACUUCAUCAAUGGAUGGCUUCCUGAAGCUGCCGAGAACAUGUUACUUGCAAAUUCAAAGAGGGAUUUUGCCGGUGUAGAUGGUCCUGCAGGCAAAUACAGUGCUGGAUCUGUCUGCGGUGCUCAGAACGCCACGGACGCUGAUCCGGAGAACGGCACUUCCGACUAUCUGACCAGCAAGCAGAUUCUCCAGAGGCUUAUAGACCAGAAGGCUUGA
This is a messenger RNA of Colletotrichum paranaense, 942 nucleotides long. RefSeq lists its product as uncharacterized. NCBI's taxonomy places the organism in Eukaryota, Fungi, Ascomycota, Sordariomycetes, Glomerellales, Glomerellaceae. Bases 1 to 942 code for a protein of 313 amino acids. The transcript has 2 exons. The record is from RefSeq and is a predicted model, not a curated record.